Molecule: messenger RNA, 893 nt
Organism: Arabidopsis lyrata subsp. lyrata
Lineage: Eukaryota; Viridiplantae; Streptophyta; Magnoliopsida; Brassicales; Brassicaceae
Product: polyadenylate-binding protein 2
Exons: 7
Coding region: 69-764 (231 amino acids)
Molecular function (GO): RNA binding
Source: RefSeq, a predicted model, not a curated record
UAGGGUUUUCGUCUCUUAGCAGUUCAGAUCUAGUCAUCUAGCUCUUGUCUUUUCAUCUCAACUUCUCAAUGGGCAAGCGGCUUAAGAAAUGCUCCGCAUCCACAGAUGCUGAAUCUACCACGGAGCCUUCGCAGAAUGUUUUGGAUGAUUUGGAAGUAACUCUGAAGAAGCAAAAAAAGGAUAUUUCAUUCAUUAUUGCCUUGAACGACAUCUAUUUUGUGCAGGAAAUUGAUGAAGAUGAAAAAACUGCAUUGAAAAAAGUGGAAGAAUAUGAUUGCUGUUUUGAAGAUAAAGAUGCAUUUGGAAACAAUGAGAGAACCAUUUUGGUUAGGGGAUUCGAUUGUUCCCUUCCUAGGGAUGAUGUCAAGAGCGCAUUGAAAAAAUACUUUGGUUCAUGUGGAGAGAUCUCAAGGGUUUUUGUUCCGAUAGAGUGUCAAACUGGUUCUCCCGCAGGAUUUGCUUUCAUUGAUCUGUGUGAGGACGAAGAGAAGGCGUUAGCACUAGAUGGAAGUUACUUGGGAAGUUUGAGGCUUGAGGUUAGGAUGGCUAAACGUACAGUCGAAUAUGUUGCCUAUCCUAACUUUAAAGGGUGUAAACGUUGUCAUGGUAUUCUUUCCAACCGCAGAUACGUCAACUACGUGAGAACUUGCCGUGGUCAUAUACACCCCUGGUCACCUGAGUCCAUCCUCCUUCGAGAUGAGCUUCGUAGAAAAGUGGAAAGCAAAAAUGCACAUGAAAAAGUUGAAGCGGAAAACCAGAGCUAAGAAUGGUCGUUUUACAAUUGCCGCUACCAGUUUAUUUUAAUAUAUAUGUUUUAUAAGAAAACUUGUAUUAUGUGACACUUGCUAUUUAGUUUCAUAAUUUAUGCCUAAAUCAGAUGAUGAACUUAUAUU